This is a messenger RNA of Sitodiplosis mosellana (orange wheat blossom midge), 746 nucleotides long. RefSeq names its product C-type lectin 37Db-like. The transcript is spliced from 4 exons. The record is from RefSeq and is a predicted model, not a curated record. Bases 181 to 693 code for a protein of 170 amino acids. NCBI's taxonomy places the organism in Eukaryota, Metazoa, Arthropoda, Insecta, Diptera, Cecidomyiidae. Gene Ontology annotation, molecular function: carbohydrate binding. Gene Ontology annotation, cellular component: external side of plasma membrane. Gene Ontology annotation, biological process: biological process involved in interspecies interaction between organisms.
AUUAAUUCAAUCACACGCAAUUUGUACACUACACUUUUUGUAGAAUUAAAAUACAGUCGAAUGAAUAAUUUUUGUCGGAGAAAAACACAAAGAAAUAUAAUAAAAUAUUUGAUUCAAACUCAGUAAUUUUAUGCGUGUUUGGUGUUUUUUCUUUCAAUUUUAAAACAAAUCCGAUUCGAAAUGAAAUUGUGCGGUAUUUUCAGCAUAGCGAUAUUUUUGGUUGCGCAAAUUUCUGCUCAAUAUAUCUCUCCAACGCCAAUGGUCACCAAGAAGUAUUACCUGAUAACCUUGGCUCCGGUAAAUUGGUUCAAGGCAUUCAAUCAUUGUCGGUCCAUGGAUAUGAAUUUGGUCAGCAUUACAUCCAAAGAAGAGAACGACCGAAUCAUCAAACAAAUCCAAGACGAAAAUCACCAAGACAAAGAUUUUUGGACAUCAGGCAAUAAGUUAGGUUCGAAUGGUGUUUAUCAAUGGAUGAGCACGGGUAAAGUGGUAAAAUUCACUGACUGGGCCCAGGGUCAGCCAGAUAAUCAAUUUCGCGAAAAUCAACAUGAAAGUUGCAUCAACAUAUUCAACAUCGGGAGGGGCCCCGGUGCUGGCCUUAUGUGGAAUGAUCACCUUUGCAGCGCUGAGUUAUAUUUCAUUUGCGAACAAGAUUUCAUUCAAUAUGGUUACUGUGUGAAUCAAACUUGUUAAUUUUUGUGGGAAUAAAAUGGAGGAUUUAUUGGAUUAAAAACGGUCAAAACUGA